Messenger RNA from Culex pipiens pallens (northern house mosquito), 3033 nucleotides. It is a transcript of the gene Myb, whose product is annotated as myb protein. The transcript is spliced from 9 exons. The coding region runs from base 770 to 2818 and encodes 682 amino acids. Gene Ontology annotation, molecular function: RNA polymerase II cis-regulatory region sequence-specific DNA binding; DNA-binding transcription factor activity, RNA polymerase II-specific. Gene Ontology annotation, cellular component: nucleus. The record is from RefSeq and is a predicted model, not a curated record. NCBI's taxonomy places the organism in Eukaryota, Metazoa, Arthropoda, Insecta, Diptera, Culicidae. Gene Ontology annotation, biological process: regulation of DNA-templated transcription.
UUUUCAGCCGUUCAAAAUAGUCGCCCGUGUUUCGAGGAGCUAGCGCGCACAGCCCAAAAUCGUGCCCUAAAAGCGAGUCAAAAGCGGUCGGGAGUGUCCGGAAUCGGCGGCAAAGUGCGCCGGAAGUGUCGAGUGAGCCGCGGAUCGUGAAGGUACAUGUGUUACUUUUCUUCGCCCAGAUCCAGCUCCACGUAGAGAGAGAAAGAAACCUUGAGUGACGGAAUAGCAGCAGGCGCACCACCACACCACCCGGCCGGUGCUGGUUAUGCUCAGAAGAUGGUGAUGCGCAGCCUUGGGAAGUGGUGGCGCACCAGAAGAGCAGAGUGAAGAAAGGCCCAAAAAGGAGAAGAGGGUCCUCCCUGUGCCUUGAUGUUCUAAGGUUGAAUGACAACAAAAACAUCCAAAUUUCAGCAGCAGGACCCGCAGCGAGCGACCUCGCGGGACAUAAACUAUAAAGUGCGUAGUUGAAUAAAUUAAGAAGCGGAAAGACCUCGCAAUAAGAGCAAAAAAGUUUGUUUGUGUGUGUAUGUGUACAUUCGUCGUAUGUGUGCAUGUCCUUUCGUGUUUGUGAGUAGAUGUGUGGAUAAGGAAGAAAAACAAGAAGCCAAAAUUGGGAAAAAGUGCGUCUGAGAAAGGACGAAGAAGAUCCUGUCGCCGCCAGCUGGAGAAUUUCGAGGCAUAAGGACCGUGUGUUUUUUUGCGACUGGAACCAAGUGACGAGAUAACGGAGCCUUGAAAAGGUGUCCAGCAGCAGCAUUUCGUCGCCGUAAUGGAUACCUCGGAGGACGACGUAUCCGAUCACUCGCAGGGAGACAAGUCGAGUAAAACGCGCUGGACGAAACAUGAGGACGCCGCCCUCAAGUCGCUGGUCGAGCAGUACGGCGAACGGUGGGACGCGAUCGCCAAAUUCCUGAAGGACCGCACCGACAUCCAGUGCCAGCAGCGGUGGACCAAGGUGGUCAAUCCGGACCUCAUCAAGGGUCCGUGGACAAAGGAGGAGGACGACAAAGUGGUCGAGCUGGUCACCAAGUACGGCCCGAAAAAGUGGACCCUAAUCGCCCGACAUCUGCGCGGCCGCAUCGGCAAGCAGUGCCGCGAACGAUGGCACAACCACCUCAACCCGAACAUCAAAAAGACGGCGUGGACCGAGGAGGAGGACAACAUCAUCUACCAGGCGCACCUCCAGUGGGGCAACCAGUGGGCUAAGAUCGCCAAGCUGCUGCCCGGUCGGACGGACAACGCCAUCAAGAACCACUGGAACUCGACGAUGCGACGAAAGUACGAAGGUCCGGAGGCAACGCGCCGUAAACCAAAGACGCAACCGUCUUCUUCCGCGAGUCAGCAGGUUCCAUCGCAAAACAGCAGUAGCGGCACCGGGGGCGCCGGUCAGAACAGUUUGCGGAACAUCAUCUGCAACAACCGGAAGAAGGCGGCCUCGAUCGAGAGUGGGAACGAGGACUCGAACGACGCCGGUCCGGUUGCGGUGUCGACGGAGCAGGGUGACUUUUUGAUCUCGCCGAUGCCGAACUCGACCAGCGAGAAGCAGUUUGUGAUUGCGCCGCUGUACGCCACGGGGAAGACCACCACCGGCGGCGGCGGCGGUGCGUUUGUGAAUGCCAAAGUCGUUGUGAACAACAACAACAUCAUUCGAGGAGGUGGGGUCGCAGGCAGUAAUGGCACCGGCAAUGGACCUUCGCAGCAGCCGUACACGAACGUAGACUUUAACGACCUGCUCAGCAGUAGUGAUGGUGAUGGCAAGGACCGCAAGUUUAAGAUCAACACGCCCAGCAUACUGCGGAGGAAGCGAAAGUUCCGGGACGAGAAUGAGAUGAACGAUCUUCAGCAGCAGCUUUUGUUCGCCCACCAGCAGCAACGUCAGCAGCAGCUGCUGCAGGCCACCACAUCGGUGGCAAGUGGAGCGGCCGCCGCCAACCAUCAUCAGCCGCCAACGUCCAUCAACAGCCAGGACCUGCCAGGACCGGAGAGGCACCUGCUAUCGCCUACCGUCACCCCCAUCAAACCGCUUCCAUUCUCACCCAGUCAGUUUUUGAACUCACCCAGCUUGAAUGUUUCGUUCGACCAGCUUCCGGCCAGCACGCCGGUUAAGAAAGCUUGCAUUAAAACCAACGAUACUAGUCUGCUGAGCACACCGAUCCCGUUGAAAGAAAGCGGUACCAGCUCGAAGCUCGCCGAGGAUGACGGCAAGGGUCCAGCGAAAACGCCGGCGAAGGGCGUCAAGAUCGAGCCGCGAACACCAACCCCGUUCAAAAAUGCGAUGGCCGAGCUGGGCAAGCGACGAUCGGAAGUCUACAUUCCACCCAGUCCUGCGCGACUCGGCGAGGACAUUGCGGAAAUCAUGAACAGCGAGCAGGCCAAGGAAAGUAGCGGUGCCGUCGACCCGAACCGAACCAUCACCAACGGAUCGCGACCGGACCCGGCCAAGGUGGCGCAAUCCCCGCGCGCCAAACGGUCCGCCUUCACGCAAAACUGGGAAAACAGCGACAUGAGCUUCUUCGCGGAGACGCCGAGCAAAUCGCUGAUAUCGGACUCUGGCGUAAUUUUUUCGCCGCCCAGUAUUCUGCGGGAAACGCUCAGUGAUUCGGACCUGCUGUUGGACGGCGGCGGUGGCAUCCUGGACGCCGCCGGAGGGGGACAGAACGUGCCCACCAAACCAGCCGAACCGGUGCAGAUUCUCGACCCAAAGUGGGAAAAGUACGCCUGCGGGAAGACGCGCGACCAGCUCUUCAUGACCCAGCAGGCGCACAACUGUCUCAAGAAAACGUCCCUCCAGCCGCGCUCGCUAAACUUUUACAAGUAGCAACCCAAUGGGAGGAGGACGGAAGAGUGUGCGCGUACUUUAGGCUAGGCUAGGUUACUGGACCAUGUGCGUUGUGUUGGCCGCACCACCACAGGCACAAGCAAUUGUUAAAUACGGAGAAAUGUGUGUGUGUGUGUUUGCGCGUUUUAAGCGGGGUUCGUUUGUUUUAAGCUCUAGCUGAUAAGAAUUCAAACAGUUUAUUUUUGCAGCCGCGU